Messenger RNA from Canis lupus familiaris (dog), 1713 nucleotides. RefSeq names its product chromosome 3 C4orf19 homolog (gene PGCKA1). The record is from RefSeq and is a predicted model, not a curated record. Bases 1018 to 1713 code for a protein of 231 amino acids. NCBI's taxonomy places the organism in Eukaryota, Metazoa, Chordata, Mammalia, Carnivora, Canidae. The transcript has 6 exons.
UGCCGGGGUUGGCUCCGGCUGGGUUGGGGUGCUGCGCCCCGGGUCGCGGUGGGGCGGGUGCGGCGCUGGGAAGCGGCACGUGUGGAAAGAGCGUGCCAGGUGCAGACUGUUAAAUGGUCACAAACUGUUUGCUGAAUAUUUACUAAUUAGGCCAGCAUCCCCCAGGUCGAUUGCUUGGGUCGCAUUUGACCUUGGCAGCCCUGAUGAGGUGAGAUUUUUCACAAACCACCACUGAAGACUUUUUCCAGAUGUCAACAUCAGCGGGACUUCCCCUCCCCCUUCCAGGACUGUAAUUAACCUUCAAGACAAAACCCAAAACUCUCCUUAGUAACUUAGUGCGUUUUCUUUUCCGUUGUGGUGUAGACUUUUUGCCUCGUGAAUUUAGAGGAAGCCAGCGUUGCAUGAGGUGGCUCACUAUUCAUCAAAGAAUAGUGUGUUUUAUUUUUUCAUUCACUGUAUUCCUGGCGGCAAUUCGCACCAUGGCUUAGGAACGUCCUGGGUGGCUGUACCCAAGCUGUCGUGAGGAGCGGUGCUGUAGGAAAGCUGAGAAACGUCUGAGAGCUGAACCAGAAGGAAAUAGAGAGUGGUGGCUGCUUUUCAACACAAUCAAUUCUAUUUAUUCCCACAUCUAAUCCUCCAGUUACUAAUAUUUUAAGGAGACAGAAGUUAAAGGUUCGGAUGUGAAACGCCGGUACCUAUAGAACACCUCAGCGGUCAUGAGGCAGGUCUUUGAAACAGUACUUUGAAGCCCUCAAGGGAAGAGAAGUUAAACUUCGAGAGAGACCUAAUGGACAAUCUCCACAACAGGAUACAAUUGUAGGACAUGUGAGAUGAGCAUGACCCAACCAAGUCUUCACACUGAAAGAUUUACAGUAUGAGGAACUGAAACAAGAUGGCGGAACGUUGCCUUGUGUGAGCUUAGCUAGAAACACACACAUCAGAUGACUCAAAUUUUUUGCCACUCGGCCCACUGCCACUGUGGCUGCAGAAGCACAACGGUAACAAAAAAUAAUCCAGAUGGGGUGCAGAUGCUGUAAAAUGAUACAAAGCUAUCUCUUUGAUCCGGUGCAAGUGGCCUCCCCCGGCUACGUCAACGAGGUGAACAGCUGCAAGGCGGACGACGGGGCCCCCGGCAAGGCCAAGGCGCAAGGCAAGCAGAGCGGCGACGCGCCGGUGCACAAGGAGGCGCUGCGGGGCGAGGCCCCGGGGGCGGGCAGCGCCCUCAACGGCGUCGGCCCCGCCUCGCGCGGGCCCCGGAAACAGCGCAGCGCGUCGCGGGCCUCGCCGGAGCCCCAGGUCGCGGGCGACGCGGACCCCAGGGCCGAGGGGCCUGCGGCGGAGGAGCCCGAGCCCGCGCCGCGGCUGCCGCCCCCGGACUACCCGGCCCCGCAGGGCUGCGCGGUGCGCCCCGGGAGCGCGGGGCGGGGGCACCCACCGGCCGGGGGGCGCGGCCUCCGCACGCCCUCGGCCCCCGAGACCGGCUGGGACGCGGCGGACGAGCCCGUGGCCACGGACGUCCUCAGGCUCUACCUGCGGGAUGCGGGCGCCGCUCCGGGGGCGGCUCCGGGGGCGGCUCCGGGGGCGGCUCCGGGGGCCCCGGCCGCGGGGUCCGGAGGCGGCUGGGAGGACGCGCCCGAGGACGCGGCGGUGGCCGAGGCGCUGGCGGCCCUCGAGGCGGCCACGGCGGGAGAGGACGUGGACGAGGCCGACUAG